CUAAUAACGUCCAAGUCCAGGUCCUCCCUCUGUAUCUGUCCCAGAGAAAGCCUAAUCCCGUUAGCUGUGCUUUCUCAUGGAUAAUCCCUCCACUUCCCACCUGGCCAUCCUUCAGUCUCAGCCUCUCUCUGGGAUGACCGUCUUCUGCUGAACACUGCAGCAUGUUUAGCUGGGUGAUAAAGGUUGUUCCCCAGCCUCCAGCGUCUCCUGGGAAACUGGGAGAGGAGGACCAGACCAAUGCUUCCACUGCAGCACCAGCGAGUGAUGUGACGAAAAAAGAGCAAGUAAAACAAGAACCUUCCAAUCCAACGGAGGAGGUCUCAGAGGAAAACAGCUCUCAGAGUGGGGUUUUGAGUUGGCUCUCUCAUGGAUUCAGCAGUGCUCUCCCUCAGCCAGUAAACUCCUCUAAACUGGCCAACAGUGACGUUAAGCAUGAGGGAAAUGCAGUGAGCAGCAGUAACACAUCAGAUCAGGCUGGAAUGAUAGGCUGGAUCGUGCAGGGACUGGGAAAAGUGGUUCCACAGCCAGAUGAGAAAUAUAAGGGUCACACAGAGCCAGAGGAGGUCACUGAGCCUGCAGUUCCAGUGGUUAAAGUGGAUCCUCCAGUGCAAGAUGUCAAAGACGUUCGUGAUGCUGAGCCGCUGCCUCAUAUUCCUGUGGUGGAGGUUGUGUCUGAUGAGGACCCAGACGCUGCUAAUGUGCCCUUCUCUCCCAGAGUAAUAGAAUGGAUUAAGCAUGGUUUUGAGAAGGUAGUCCCACAUUCUCCUGUCCAUCUUCGUCCUCCCGCUGCUACAGAGGCACCUGCCCAAAAGGCUGCUUCUGCUCCUGUGACUCCCUGCAAACAAGAGCCAGCACCUGCACCUGCACCAACACCUGCUCCUGCACCUCCACCAGCACCUGCGCCUGCACCUGCACCUGCGCCAGCACCAGCAGCUCCACCUGUUGCCCCACCCGCACCUGCAUCUGCACCUGCAGCUCCUGAGCAACCUAAAGUAGCUGAGGAUACCAAAGGCACAAAUAUGGUUGGCUGGUUUGUACAGGGGUUCGGACGCAUCAUACCACAACCAGUAGUGAAACCAAAAGAGGGCAGCUCUGACGUCGUUCAAAACGUCUGCAUCCUGCAGGACCCGUGUGAUAUGGUGCUGGAGGAGGUGGACUCAGACUGGGAAGCCCAGCAGAGGGAGCAGGGCUCAGGGCAGGACGUCCUGGCUGAGGAGCAGGUGCCACAGGAGGGCUCAUCUCUGCUGCAAGUGCUGCCCAAUAUCCUGCCGCACAUGCUGUCCCUGCAGGAGCAGGAGGACGCAGAGACCCAGACUGAGCGCUGGACACCUCUCAUUGAGAGCAUCAAGAAGGAAGCAGAGGAGACUGCCAUAGCAAACAUAGAGGAGAGACUUCAGCAGGAGCGUGUGGAAGCGGCUCGUGUGGCGGAGGAUCUGGCCCGGCAGGCUGCAGAAUUGGCCGUCAGACAGUUGGAGGAAGAGCACACCACACAGAUCAUCAUCGACACGAAAACCGAAGAGCUGGACAAUGAGGAACAACUGCCAAAUAUCCAGGAGGAAGAGAAUGAAGAAGAUCCGGAGUUACAGCCGCUCGGUGAAGAGAGUGGGGAGGAGAGUGAGGAUAGUAAGAACACAGAUGCUGAUGUGAAAAGGAGCCUGAUGGACGUGUGCCCAGCGGAGCCCUCACCACAUGGUGAGUCUGAGGUUUCAGAUCAGGCACUGCAAGCGGAUCCGGUCUCACCGCCCGUGACCACUCAGCCUCAGCGAGCCACAUCUUUACCUCCUGAUGCUGACCAGGAAGAGGAACCUCCAGAAGAAGGAUGUGGAGAAAGCUCCCAUCUGAAGCCAGCACUGAAGGUGGAGGACGUGGAGGAUGGAGAGCUGACCAUUCCCAAAAUCAUCGUCCCCUCAGAGUUCGACUCAAUGACCCUUGCUGUUCCUGUAACAAAUCUGAUUUCUCACAGCAAAGCUGUGGAUUCAGAAAUGCAGGAAGAGAUGUUUCCUGGUGAGGAAGACGAACAAGACCUGAACAAGUCUGAUCUACUUGCUGUAGAAGAAGGCCUUGAGCGUCCUGCAUCUGCAGCCAGUCAGACAAGUAUUGUUGUGAAUGAGCGUCUGCAGGAGCUGGUCAAGCUAUUUAAAGACCGCAAAGACCGUGCAAAAGAGAGGCUGGUUGAUCCAGACGAGUCUGAUGAUGAAAGCCCUUCGGCAUCUCCAGCCAAAAAGCCUGGUGAAGCCCCACCUCCACCACCUCCUCCAGAGGAAAAGAAAGACGACGAGGAGAAGGCAGAAGAGGAGGUGACAAUCUAUGAGUUUAUGGGAUACAAGAUCCCAGUUCCCCAGUUCAGAAUGCCCCAGAUUCCUGACUGGCUGAGAGUCAUACUGGAAUACCGUUUCCCAUCCAGCAUUGAUCCCUUCACAGACUUGAUCUACGUGGUGUGGCUGUUCUUUGUGACACUCGCGUGGAACUGGAAUGUCUGGCUGAUCCCUGUACGCUGCACUUUUCCGUACCAGACGUCUGAGAACAUUCACUGGUGGCUGCUGAUGGACUACUUCUGUGACGGCAUUUAUAUUCUGGACAUCUUCGUUAUGCAGCCCAGACUGCAGUUCGUGAGAGGAGGGGACAUUGUGUGUGACAAAGAAGCAAUGAGAGACAACUACAGGCAAACAGAGAGAUUCAAGAUGGAUGUGAUCAGUCUCUUUCCACUGGAUUUGCUGUAUGUCUUCACAGGCGUCAAAUCGCUCUUGAGGUUCCCUCGUCUUCUAAAGUACAAUGCAUUCUUUGAGUUUAAUGAUCGUCUGGAAGCUGUGAUGAGCAAAGCCUACAUUUACAGGGUGAUCCGGACGAGUGCAUACCUGCUGUACUCUCUGCACUGUAACGCCUGUAUUUUCUAUUGGGGUUCUGACUAUGAAGGACUGGGUUCUACUAAAUGGGUCUAUAAUGGCAAAGGAAACAGUUAUAUUCGCUGCUACUACUUUGCUGUGAAGACUCUGAUCACCAUCGGAGGUUUGCCGGACCCCACCACUGUCUUUGAAAUCGUCUUUCAAAUGCUCAACUACUUCGUGGGAGUCUUUGCUUUCUCCAUCAUGAUUGGUCAGAUGAGAGACGUCUUUGGAGCCGCCACUGCAGGUGAGGCCUAUUACAGACACUGUGUGGACAGCACUGUCAAAUACAUGAGCUCCUACAAGAUCCCCCGCGAGGUCCAGAACCGCGUCAAGAUCUGGUACGAUUACACCUGGAAGUCGCAAGGCAUGAUGGAUGAGCAGGAGUUACUCAUACAGCUGCCAGAUAAGAUGCGUCUGGACAUCGCUGCAGAUGUCAACUACAGCAUUGUCAGUAAAGUGGCGCUCUUUCAGGGAUGUGACAGACAGAUGAUAUUUGACAUGCUCAAGAGGUUAAAAUCUGUGGUGUACCUUCCGGGAGACUUUGUCUGUAAAAAAGGUGAGAUCGGACGAGAGAUGUACAUCAUCAAAGCUGGAGAGGUGCAGGUGGUUGGAGGACCUGAUGGGAUGACGGUGUUUGUGACCCUCAGAGCUGGCUCUGUGUUUGGGGAAAUUAGUUUGCUGGCGGGUGGUGGUGGGAACCGACGAACAGCUAACGUAAAGGCCCAUGGUUUUGCUAACCUCUUCAUCCUGGAUAAGAAGGACCUGGCAGAGAUCUUAGUGCACUACCCCGAGUCCCAGAAGUUACUGCGCAAGAAGGCCAAGAAAAUGCUGACCAAAGAUAAGAAGCCUGCAGAUGAGAAGGGCCAGGCUAAAGAGACGGGUGAGGUCAUCCCUCAGCGGCCGGAGACACCCAAACUAUUCAAGGCUGCACUGGAGGUUGGAACAGGACAGACUUUUGCCAAGCUGAAGGAGGCAUAUAAGGGAGCAACUCUAGAGCCGUCCUCUCCCACCUCCGGCAGGACCUCCACAGCUCCAGUCCCCCCUCCGUCACCCAUGCACCGCCGUUCACCCAUUCCCCGGCCUCGCAUCCCAGAUGAGGAUGACAUGGUAUCGGAGACCACCGACAGCACCAUGAUCAUCCGCAUGACUCCCCGUGUCGAGGGAGAGGAGAUCUUAUCUGUGGAAGUCAGUCCUGGAGAGGGCAUGGAGGCGGAGCCAGAAGAUCCAAACAAAACUACUGACAAGUGAGAGAGAGGAAGAGGGCAAGGACAAAGACCAGAGUAGGAGUAGGGUAGAAAGCCUCAAGAAAAGCCCAAUGCAUACAUCCCUCGUCAUGCUCUCUGUAUUAGUGUGUUGAUGAAAGCCCUACACAUGUUCUUCAACCAGGUCAAGCCAAACAGGUUUUCAAGAUUCUUGCAAAAACUCUUUGGAGACUCUCUAAGCAGCUUUUCAAAAAGGAAAGUUCCCUGAGGAACCCAUACUGUAAGUUCCUGCAAGAGAACUAGGCUUCCAGUAGUUACCAUAAGGUUUGAAACAUUUGAAAUAUAUAAUGAAUAUGAUACAUUAUAUCUGGAUUACUUCCAUUUGCCUAGAGGUUCUCAAGAGGUUAAAAGUAUUAAAUUUUUACAGUGGUAUUGCUGUCUUAGUGUGUGUUUACACUGGUAGUUCGGUUCUCUUGGUUAAUAGUAAAUGAUACAUUUAGUCCUGGAUUGCUAAGCUUUCACACUGUCAUUUUUAACACUGUUUAGAUGUCGUUUAUAUGUUUUUGGUCCAUGUUAUGCUCCUAUUUCAGUUGAACCGCACCAGAGUUUGUCUGGAAGUUGAUCGAGGUGAGAGCUUCAUCAUCGGCUUGUUUGGUGCGCCCCAAGGUUUAAAUGUCAGGGUUCACACCUAUUAAAAUGAACCGCUCUAACAAAGCAAUCGCACCAGAUUUCCUUUUAACCAACCCAAACCUGCCAAGUGUAAACACGGUCAAAAUAUUUUUAUAUGAAGGUGAAGUGAGCUUCUGAGCGGUAUUACAGAAAAAAGAGUUAACUUUCAUAUAAAUCCCAAAACUUUCUUGUGGUUAAUGGUUCCAAAGUUCAGUCGAAUAUGUUCAUGGUAAACACACAAAAGAUCUUCUCAACAGGAUUCAGCAUGGAAACGGAUGCCAAGAAGAAGUGCACCAUACUUCUUUGUUUAAUGGCAAUUCAUAUUGUUAGGGUAUAUCACCUCCUAUACGGCCUAACCUUUGGGAGGUUUUGCAAUCAUCUCAUGUUUUAAUCUUUAAUCAGAUUUUUAUUACUGAGAAGAAUUAUUCAAGAGUGAUAUUGAUUGUUUGAUACUAAAUUUGUGAACUAAAAAUAAUCAGUGCUUGCAAAAAAUUGUUAAAAAUAAGUGGGUAUAUGAGUUCAUUUUACUUCCACAUUUUUGUAAGUUGAAAUCACAUACAUACUUUUAUUAUAGAAAUGCAUUAUAUAUAAAAUGUCCUGUAAACAAAAGCUAAGGUAAUACAAACAAAAUCAGCAUUGCUUUGUUAUAAUAUUGCUUUACAAUUAAAAAUGUAUGACUACACACUCCCUUGAAGCCUCAGUAAUAGGGAAUGUAUGCUCUGAAUGUUUAGAGAAUGCUACUUACAUACCGUGGAAGUUACUUCAGUUUUUGGAACUGAAAGUUGAAGUUUUUACUUAUCAAUAAACAUACCCGAGUAUGUACCAUUACCUGCUUUCUGGAAUACCCCCCUGAGCCACAGCAUUUCCUCAAACAGCCAUUGGCCAGAUAAAUAACUAGCCCCGCCUCAAACUCACACCAUUGGUUGGGCCAGUGUUGCUGAAAGAGUAAUGUUCUGAUACUGUAGCUCCACAGUGUUUACGUACAUCUUUCAGUGGAAUCAACCUGUUGGCUCACCUAUAGUUUUCACUGUAUGUUAUGCCACGAUAAGUAAAAUAUUCUAGCAUUUAAAAAUGACACACAUCACCUUUAACUUCCCUUUAAGAUUUUGAUUGAUGUUUAGGAUUGAAGAGCCAUUAGGGUUUAGCAGAACUCUCUGUGUAAUGGAAACGAAUCUGGAGUAUUUUCCACAGCACACGCUGCUCUAAUUCCAAGACUGUCUGCUGCUCUGCAUCUUAUUCAUACAGCCUGUCUAUUAUUGUUCCUGUCUCUUGUACACACAUUUACACACACACACGCAUAUUACAGCGACCUUGUGACAUUAUUUCUAAUCAGAUUAUGCAUGUUAAAGGGAUAGUUCACCCCAAAAAAAAAUGAAAAUUGUGUGGUUCCAAACCUGUCUGGCUUUCUUUAUUCUGUGAAACAUUAAUGUUGUUUAAAAUAUUUAAAAAAUGUAUUCAUUAAACCAUUCAAAUAUUUUGAGAAAUGACUGUUGUUAAUUUAUGUAUUUAUUCAUUUAUUAUCUAUGGAAGUCAAUAGUCACCAAAACGGCAGAAUAUUCAUUUUUUGUGUGAACCAUCCCUGUCUAGUUGCAUUUAAUACACUUUAACAUUGUAUAAGCUGUGAUGUAACAAAGUAAUGUUGUGUUGCUUUUCCAUGUGAAGGCGAUUGUCAUGCUUUAUUGAAUAUAACUGUUAUUUCUUUUAUAAGGUAAGUCUAGAAAGCUAGACCAAAUUUGUUAUGAUCUUGUGAAAGUCACAUGGUAAAAAAUACCCCGCUGAUAUUUCCAUGUGCUUUGAUGUGUACUACGAGUUCUAAUCAAUUGUGAAUGAUUUUUCAGUAUUUCCAGGUCAGUUCGUGCUGAACUCCUAGUGUGAACAGGCGCCAAUGAAUCUAUAAAUGGAAACUUACUGCAUACUUUUAA
Molecule: messenger RNA, 6678 nt
Organism: Carassius gibelio (silver crucian carp)
Lineage: Eukaryota; Metazoa; Chordata; Actinopteri; Cypriniformes; Cyprinidae
Product: cyclic nucleotide-gated cation channel beta-3-like
Exons: 40
Coding region: 162-4133 (1323 amino acids)
Biological process (GO): retina homeostasis; monoatomic cation transmembrane transport
Cellular component (GO): photoreceptor outer segment; plasma membrane; intracellular cyclic nucleotide activated cation channel complex
Molecular function (GO): protein-containing complex binding; intracellularly cAMP-activated cation channel activity; cGMP binding
Source: RefSeq, a predicted model, not a curated record